AUGAACAAUUUUCACUAUUAUAGAGAAACAAGGAUUGUUUAAAAAUCUAUAAAAUAAAGAUCUGCUCAAAAAGUUAAUUAAUUUAGAGCUUCUAUUAAAAGUAUAUAUAAUUUUUUAAACUUAAGGUGUACAGCCGGUGGAUUCAGUUAUUUAUAAUCAUCAAAUACAAAGAGAGAUAAGGAUUAAAACAGAUCUAUAAUUAGGCUAAGAGUUAUUAGGAACAGCUUAAAAUAAAAGAUUUAGUCAGUUGCUAAAUCAAGUUAAUGAAAAACAAUAAAAAUUAACAUCUAAAGUGAAAUAAGAAAGAUAUAAAAAAUAACCUACAUUUCCACCUUUAAAAGGAUUUAGUUAACAUAGGUAUCAAUUUAAUUAUAGAUAUAAGCUAAAUCAUAGAAUAAUAACUUGAUACUCCAACUUUCAGAAAUAAAAAGGGAUAUUUAAGCAAGACUUUAGAAAUUGAAAAUUAAUCAAAUUUGAUUGAUUUUUAAAUAAAUUCAUUUUGUCAUCCAACAUUUGAUGAAUCUAAAUAAUAAAGUCCAAAUAAAGAAAAGAAAAAUGUGAGUUUUCCAAAAUGUAUCUUUUUUUGUGAUGUAAAAAAAGCAAGGAACUUUUUCUAAAUUCCAAGCUAAAAAUGA
Molecule: messenger RNA, 635 nt
Organism: Paramecium pentaurelia
Lineage: Eukaryota; Ciliophora; Oligohymenophorea; Peniculida; Parameciidae
Source: the annotation of a GenBank genome assembly